AGUCAACAAAUAUGGCGGCGUUUGGGGGAGGGAGUUGUUGGUAAUUACCGUUAAUGACUCUCCUGUGCUUCCAUAACAGAAGGUACACCAAUUUAAGAAAGAUGGAUGGAUGGUGGCCAGGAUGGAGCUGAAAGUGUGGGUUGAGGGUAUCCAGCGCAUAGUCUGUGGGGUCACAGACACCACCACCUGUCAGGAUGUGGUAUAUGCGCUGGCCCAUGCCACAGGGAAGACUGGACGCUUCACCCUUAUUGAACGCUGGCGUAACAAUGAACGCCUCCUGGCACCUAAUGAGUAUCCACUCAAGAUCUUGAUGAAGUGGGGAGAAUACUCCAAUGAUGUACAGUUCAUCCUGCAGAGGUCAGCCCUUGACCCAAAAGCUCCAAAUGGCCAAGCUGGGCCCCGGCCAGGUGGCCCACAGAGAGUGGACCCUCCAAGUAGGCCUGCAGCUCCUGUAGGCUCUCAUACUGGACCUGAAGGACAGAGGCAGUCCUCCCACACUCACAAAGACCUCAAGAAAUCACUUACUUUUAGUGGAGGUCAUGCAGAGCUAAGACGUCAGGAAGUAGGGGUGCCCCCACAGCCGUUGCCUGGCCCUGCUGUAGUACAUUCUGGGGUGCAUCAAGGUCCUCGCCAUAAUGACCCAGCAUAUUCCUCCUCUCCUGUCGCGCAGUGGGAGGGCCAAGGUCGAGCAGGUGAAGGAAGCCGGGGAGACCAGCAGACUGGUGUACCUAGUUGGCGUCCACCAGCUCCUCCACCUUAUGAGUUGGUGCGCGGUAACCCACCACCCCCACCUCCAGUGUCUAGGGUGGGGGUAGAUAAUGUUAGGGCCACAACUAGUCACUGGACCACUCCACGCCAAGGUCCACAUUCUCCUACAGCAGCACACCACUCCCCUCCCUCUGCUAUCCACCACUCUCCCACAAGGUCUCACCCCUCUGCUAGUGAGUCAGCAUAUACCACUUCCAGGAGAGACCAGAGAGCAGAUUCACAGUCCAUGGUCAGGACAGAACCAGUUUACAGUGAUGGUCGUCGAGGACAGUACCCUGGCUAUCCACUUCAAGGUGCUGGUGUUGGUAUUAACCCAGGACCUCAGUAUGGGCCUCGUGGUCAUGCACCUCCUAGUCAAGUCCCCCCAAUGUAUAAUGGACCACCCCCAAAACCACCACAUCCUGUUGGGCCAAGAGAGCUUCCUCCUUAUCGUCAUCCCCCACCUCCAACUUCAUCCCCUAACAAAGUUGCACCAUCUCAUGGUUCUCCUAGGAAAAUAGGGAGUCCCCCUCAGCCUCCUCAGAUGUCACCUAACAAACAGCAACAACCACCAACUUCUCAUGUGCCACACUUAAUAAACAAAGCUUCAAAUCCACACCAAUCCACCCCCUCCCCUCACUCAUCCCCAGUACGUCACCCGUCUCCUACACGCCACCCUUCACCCUCACGGCAUCCAUCACCCACAAGGGCUGGCUAUCCUGGUAAUGUGCCUACUACAAGUGCAGCAAGUCCCAUCAAUCACAUAAAAGGUGGGAGGCCUGGAAGCCCCAUCAAGAGCGGUAAUCUCAGGCAUGUCAAUAGUGAUGAUUCACCAAAUCGUGCCAAUAUGGAAAAGCCUGAAAAGUCAAGAGCAUCCAGUGAAGAGCCACCAUUCAGACAUGGGGAAAAUAGUACAAGGAUAAAUGAUGGCACCAGAGGGGAUAAUGCCAGAGAAACAGAUCCAUUAAAUAAUAACAUGAAAAUUACAUUGGAUCCAAAAAUAAGCCAGAGAAGAGGAAGCAUGGAUAGACUGGGAGUUGAUGGUGGAAACAACACAGCAGCUCGCCGAGGAGGCAGCGAGGAGCCAGCCACAAAUAAUGAAGGAAACCAAUCUAAUUUGAAUGAGAAAUUGAACACCUCUUUAGAUUCUGCUCUGAGCAACCACAACAGCAAGUCCCCACAUGCUCGCAGAAGCCCAGCUAAGGAGUCUGGUAUCCCAGGCAGUGAUGGAGGCCGAACUAACCACAACAACAAGGUGGAACAAGUGGUGAUGGAUGGCAGGUACCGGGACUUGAUCCGACUCAUCAACCUGCAGCGAGAGAAACUAAAUGUUCAGCAAGUGGAGAUGACAAAGUAUGAAGCAGAGAUUGUAUACUUAGAGGGACGCACAAGGGAGGACGAGUCUCGUCUGGCUUAUGUGACAUCAGAAAUAGAGAGGCAAGAGCAACUGGCAAAGCAGAUUGAUGAAGAGGUGACUCAUCUACAACAACUGGAGCAAGAAGCAGAAAUUGCAAGGCAGGAGGAAGACAAGGUGAAAGCAGAAAUUAGUGCUUUGCAGGCACAGCUGGCACAUACUGAGAACCAGCUGGCUACCCAUGCUGAGUCCGUCAGGUCAGCUCAAGAACUUGAGAAGAGCAUGACAGAGGAGCGGCAGCGUUGCCAGGAGGAGGCUCGAGCACAGCAGGAUGCCAUGGUCCGGGAGAUAGAGAAACUUCAGGCAGCCAUAUCCCAGGCAACUGUACAGGCAGAGCAUGCACAGCAAGCAUCACAACAGCUUGCCCAAGAGAUGGCGGAGUCUGAGAAAAUGAUAUCCGAAAAGAAAAAGGAAGUGGAGAAGCUGGUGAUGGAGAUGAAGGAUGCAAACCUAGAGUCCCUCUCCAUAACACCAUCAGAGGAGAUCCGUACCCUUCUGGAGGGUAAGACAGGUGCACCAAAACAAGGAAGCAGUAGGAGGAUGAUUGGAUCCCCAAGGCAGCUAGAGAAAAUAAAGAACCCUCAUGGGGUAUGGGUGUAAAGGGAACCAAACUUUAUGUUCGUCUCAGUACAUAUCACCCUGUAGUCUUUGCAGGUCUGUUACCACUAGAAUCUCUUCCUGAAUACUGACUUGAUUAAUGAGUUGAAAUUGGUUCCAUCUUUUUAGAUCUGAAAAGAAUCAAGUUCACAGAUUUAAAUUUGAUUGAUGUUAAGUGCUGAACCAUUUCAGUGUGAAUCUCACAUUGUUGCAGGUGGUGCUUGUGUAAUAUACUUUUGAUGGGCCCUCCUUAUGUGUAAAGUGCUACUUACAUUGUUGCAAAGAGAAAAGAGUUGCUUCUCAUUUCCUUUAUCAACUGUCUUUAUAUGAAACAACAAAGGAACCCAUAUUGUGUGUGGCUUUUAGAAUAGGAAAUCAGUAUUUGUAAAGAGCACCCAUUUAUAGAAAAUGCAGAUAUGUAAGGGAAUAAGAAACCAAUUGGAUUUACAAUGUAUGUGCAUGUUGGUAACCCUAUUACUGUCUUUGUGAACAAGUAGCAGUCACGUUCAGCACACACUGUAGUCCAUGCAUUAACCUCCACAAGAACACCUAUUUGAAUGAUCAGUGUGAACAAAAAUGGGACUACCCACGUUCUUCACAUUUUACUAUUAGUGAGAAAUACGCGGAAAAUGAAUGAAAAAGCCAUCAAAAUCUGACUUUAAAAGCCAUAGAAAGUAUUGAAUGUGAGUAUUGGUGCGCUGUCCAUGGAAGAUGAUGUCAGCUGCUGAAGAUGGAAUCUCAUGAUACAGCUGACAAAAACCCAGGCUCUAGUCAUUUUCUCAUCGCACUGCUGGAUCUUAACAGUUACAAAGCUCGCAUCACAUUGGCAUUGGCCCAGCACAGCACCUACUUGGAUAACACGGAUGGGGUCCAGAGUAGCUGCUUGUAGAAACAAGUGUUUUCCUUUUCUUAUUGUGUGCCUUGAGUAAGUAUCCACCAAUGAAAUAGCUAUUUUUGUAUGAGCUAUCAAAUAAUAAUAGGAUCAGUGCUGUUGCUUGGUGACAAUAAUUGUUACAAGUUGGCACAUGGAUGUGAAAUUAUCAGAUCACUGUAACUGCUGGACAGAGCAUGCAAGCCUUCUGGCUGUUUUGAUCCUUGUUAAGAGCUUCUUGUUAGUUGUAGUAGACAGGUUCUUCAUAGGUUAGUCAUGCAUAGCAGCACUUUACCAUGUGGCAGUGUUGUGUGAUAGUUUUUUGUUUUUUUGUUUUUUUUUUAGAGUUGACAAUAUUUGUGUAACUUCAUAAUGCAUUAUUUGAGGAUAGUAUUCUUUAUUAAUACCUACAAAAACAAGACUUGAGUUCUUUGUAAAUCAUGAAAUUCACUAGAUGAUUUAAUAUUGGUCUUCUUUUUCCUUGAGGAGUAGAUUAGUGAUUAACAGAGAUAAUAAAAUAUUUGUCUUUGUGUGAAAUUACCAUUUUAAGUCUUGUGCUGUUUGCAUGAUUUUUUUUAACAGAAAGAGCUCAAAAAGGUUAUUUUUUCUUAAAAGUGUACAGAAAUUUUAUGAAAAGAUCAUUAAUUAGAAAACACAUAGUUUAUUACCAGAUAGUGUAAAAUAUUGAGAUACUUGUACUAAGUGUUUAUUUUUCUCAAACAUGAAACACUAAUUGGAGCCAUGUCUUGCCUCUCCAUUUCUCAGUGUGAGACAGGGAAAGUUGCCUGCCCAAGUAAGCAUGUGCUAUUGACACCUGUCCACACAAACCUGAUGGUCGCUAUGUAGGUCUUUAGACCCUCUCUCAUUCUACAAGUGUGAGAAUAUGUUGUAAGAUAGCAGCAUUAUUAGUUCUUAGUAAUAUGUCUCCUUUUGUAUUUUCAUUGAGUAUUGAAAGGGUUCAUGAUUGAAGCUGUUUGUUAUUUGGAAAAAAGGUUUGGAUUUUUUUUUUUUCCUCCAAGAAAUAAUAGGAGAAACAGAAUAACUUGUAACUCUUGUUGUCUUUUCUUUUCUUUUUAUAUGUUUGGUGACUAGGAAAGAUAAAGGGGUAAUUCUGCAGCAAAUGUGUCUUUAUUGAGUGGAUCUGCCCCUACACACUGCUCCAUUUAAAGAGAAAUGAACAUCUGGAAUGACUCAGUUAAUAUCGGUGUAUAAAGUAAAAUCAAUAUGUGGUGCAGCAUCAAGUAUCCAUAAGUGUUUCUUUUGACAUCCAGCACAUCUAGAGAAACAAUUGCCAAAUCGACAUCUUGAGCAUGCUCUAAGUUAUAGUCAAACUCUCUUCUGUCUGUUGGCAUUAGAAAUGUUGAAGAUCAUAUUAUUUCAGUCCAUAUGACUUGGUGGUGCUUGAUUUUCUUUAAUAAUUUUUUUAAGCACUUUGGCAGCUGUUCAUCUAGGUGUGUCAUUUAUUUAAAAGAAUUAUUUGCAGCAUGUUACAGAUCAUCCAAUAUUGUUUCUGUUUUAGGCUACAUUAUUGUAUUGAAUGUGGUUAUUUUGCUAGCCAUGUCAAAGAAAGUGAAUUAGAAUCUUUAUCAAUGCAUUUAUUAUAUAAUUUAGCCAAAUAUUAUAAGUAGUACAGCUUUGUGUGGUCUGCGGACAAAGGUCUUGUGGUUUGUGGAAAUCAGUUUCAAUUAACCAUUCUCAAUGCUGAUAAUAGUAUUGACAGUAUUGAUAUUACUGUUACCUGAAAUAAAUUUCCUUUUAAUCUUCAUACAAGUAAUGAAGAAAUCUUUAGAAUGCAUGUAAUGGUAAAGUUGGUGUUUGCAGUUAUUUAAUAAUAUUUAAAUUCAAGAUAUGCAAUUAUUGUAAUAUGAAUUCUUAACAUCAUAAUCGUCCAGUCUUGAACACUCAAGUGAACAGGAUUAUGAUGUUUGGAAUUCAUUGGUGCUUGAUCCUUUGGAUAAUUACCAUUGAAAUGCUUACACUGAAGUAUUUGGAACCAAGUUCUUGAGAUCUUCCAAUUCCAUUCAGAAUAGUGUACAUGGUAGAACCAGUCCUUAGGUGAAACCCUUACCACAGUCCCUUUGUAUGCACUAGGUGUUUUUAAGUCUUAGCUUUGUUUAUAUACAUACAUAUCAGUUUUUAAUGUGCUUUUAAAAUAAUUUUUGUUUGACAGCUAUUGUGUUUUGAGUCAAGUCAUAUCGUGUCCAUUAUGUUGACUUGUCACUGGUGUACUUUUCUCUUCCUGUGUCUUCUCAAGGCAUGUAAGAGGAUAAAUUGCCAAGAUGACAAAUUAAUGUUGGACAGAGAAAAUAGGCCAUAGUGUGACAUACCUGCCAAGUAUUAACUAACUGUUUGUAGAAGAGAUUAUUGUUUGCUAAGAACCAGACCAGUUUUUAAUAUGAUAAAGAUUACAAGCCCAUUUUGUAAUAUAGUAUGUAAGUACAUGCACUUGUGCCAUGAAUUUGAAGGUGUUUGUUAAGAUAAAUGUUACUUGGAAGUGGAUCUUUCAGGCUGUCAGCGAGAUAUUUUUUUAGAGUCUGGAUUUUGAUUAGAUCAGGUUUGGCUCAUGUGAUUUUUUCAGCACAGAAAAUUUACUGCUUUGAGAACUUUUAAAAUAAUUUGUUUACCUGAAAAAACACCAAAUACUUUUAUUACUUGUUUAGCAUAUUUCAUCUAACAUUUUGUGACUUCUGUAAUUCUCUUGAUAGUUAAAUCUUGUACUCAUACACAUGUAGACACAAGCUAUGUAUGUUAUCAACCCUGUCUCUUCUUCCAUGCUUUCCUAUAUGGGUGUGAUCUUUUAAUUUUCCAUAUUCUAUAGCAGACAUAGCAAUAUUUGGCAAUUCAAAACCCAGGCUAUAGAAAAAAACAGAGAUGCCAUGAAAAGGCAAUAAUGUACUUAAUGCCAGGUUGAACUUUGUUGUUGCUCAACAUGGUUUAAACCAUAGACUAUGUCUGAAGUCAUCUUUCUGUGAAGAAAUUCUAUGGUAAGUAUACCUGGAAUGUAUGUCACAGACAACUGUUGUCUGUCCUUAGAUGGUGCUAUCUUAAAUCCCCUUUUUUGUCUUCUGGUAGUUUUUCUUUAUCCAAAUGAAAAGCAACAUUGUCUAUGUAGUACUGACAAGUUUUAUUUUCAUUAUUAUAAUUUUUUUUUUUACUUAACUUUACUUUGCUUUACUUUCUAUUUGUAAUGUUGAAAUUCAUAUCAGUGGCACAUUUCACAUUGAUGUGUUUUUAUCAUUUAUACCCAAAACUUAAAAUAAAGUAUAAUCUUCACACUGAGUAACUUUUACAUAUCACUGCAAGGUAUUUUAUGUCAUUAAAGUGCCUCUCCUUGACCAAGUGGUAAGACCUGUUUAUAAGAUGCAUUAUAGUAGUAUAAUGUAAGGAGACUUUUGGAUGAUGUUUGUCUAUUUGUGAUAGGAAGUCUUAAAGAACAUUUUAUGCAGAACCUAGACUGAUUUGGCAUUAUCUUGAAAUAGGUUAGCUGUGUCUGAAAAAGGAUGUGAAUAUUAUUGUUUUUUUCAUAUUGCUUGAACAUAUUUGAGAAAUGUCUUGUUGAUAAAUUCACCUGGAAUAAUGUUAUGAUUAAAGGAACUGUUAAAU
Messenger RNA from Penaeus vannamei (Pacific white shrimp), 7232 nucleotides. It is a transcript of the gene RASSF8, whose product is annotated as ras association domain-containing protein 8. The record is from RefSeq and is a predicted model, not a curated record. NCBI's taxonomy places the organism in Eukaryota, Metazoa, Arthropoda, Malacostraca, Decapoda, Penaeidae. Gene Ontology annotation, biological process: signal transduction.